Molecule: messenger RNA, 4421 nt
Organism: Pieris rapae (cabbage white)
Lineage: Eukaryota; Metazoa; Arthropoda; Insecta; Lepidoptera; Pieridae
Gene: ogre
Product: innexin inx1
Exons: 8
Coding region: 369-1457 (362 amino acids)
Cellular component (GO): gap junction; plasma membrane
Molecular function (GO): gap junction channel activity
Source: RefSeq, a predicted model, not a curated record
GGAGCACGGAGUUCUCGAUUAUUUAGUCUGUAGUAAAACAAAAUAAAUUGUUAAGUGCGCGGAUCGGCCGUGUGUCAGGAUUUUUAAUUUAUUUACCGAAUUAUUGUGUUUCGUCUAUUGUUUCGUAUAAUUUUUAGUUCUAUAACUCAAGUUGAAUGGAACUUUUAGCUAAACCCGCUUAUUAUAAUGAAUCUCGACUUUGAACACUACUUACAGUAAAGUGGAAGUAAACAUUCGCAGUAAUUUCCAUGGUAAAACAUCGUUAUCAACAUAGUUUGAUGCCAGUACCUUGACAAUAAUCGCACAAGCGAUAUCAAUUAUACAAGACUGAUUUUAAGUAGACAUUCCUAUAUGAUGCAAUAGACAAGAUGUUCAAGCUCUUGGGAGGACUUAGCGUGUACUUCAGGUAUCAGCCUGUUAAGACUGACAAUGCCGUGUUCAGGCUGCACAAUGUUUUCACGACUGUGCUGUUGCUGACAUGCUCUAUGAUAAUCACGGCGACGCAGUAUGUGGGACAGCCGAUACACUGUAUAACGGGGCCAGGGCUGCCGAACCAUGUUGUCAACACGUUCUGUUGGAUCACGUCAACGUUUACGAUGCCCGAUGCGUUUGCUCGAGAGGUGGGAAAGGAGGUGGCACACCCGGGUGUAUUGAAUGAAUAUGACAGCUCGCAAGACAAGAAGUACUAUACCUACUACCAGUGGGUUUGCUUCGUGCUGUUCUUCCAGGCGAUAAUGUGUUACACACCCAAGUACCUGUGGGAUGCCUUCGAAGGAGGCCUUUUGCGCACUAUUAUUAUGGGCCUCAAUAUAGGAGUCUGCCACGUGGAAGAGAAAGACAAGAAGAAGGACGUCAUUAUUGGCUACCUCAUCAGGCACGAAAGGAGGCACAAACUUUAUGCAUUCCGGUACUGGGGAUGUGAGCUCCUCUGCCUGGUGAACAUCAUCUUACAACUGUGGAUGAUGGAUAACUUCUUCAAUGGAGAGUUUCUUUCAUAUGGUACCAGGGUGCUGGGGUAUAGUGACGUGCCGCAGGAAGAAAGAUACGACCCGAUGAUAUACGUGUUCCCUCGCGUAACAAAAUGUACAUUUCACAAGUAUGGUGCGUCAGGCUCCAUACAAACCCAUGACAGCCUCUGCAUACUGCCGCUGAACAUAGUUAAUGAGAAGACCUACAUAUUUCUGUGGUUCUGGUAUAUUAUACUCGCGGUGAUAUUGACUCUACUUGUUAUUUACAGGCUAGUAAUACUCUUCGUGCCAUCAAUCCGACCGCGCCUAUUACACGCACGCGCUCGUACAAUUCCUAUGGAAUCAGCGGUUUUCAUAUCACGAAGGACCGAUGUUGGUGAUUGGUGGCUGCUUUAUAUGUUGGCCAGGAAUAUGGAUCCCUUGAUAUACAGGGAACUGAUAGCGGAGCUUGUAAAACGUAUGGGAGAGAAGAGUGGACCGCGAGCGUGACGUCAGCCGCAAACAAUUGCCGUGCUCAGUGUAUGACAUCGUGAUAUCUAUAUAUAUAGUUUAUUGGAUCUUCGAUUGGCCACUUUUGGCCAUACAUAACUUGGCCAAAACCGGCCUCACUUGAUUUCGACUACACCAUUCAGCCUAUAUUUGGCAAUUACACUGUUAAGGGCGCGGAAAGGUUAAUAAGCCCUACUUGACAUGGAUAAAUCUAUUCGAACCCAACUUGCCAUGAGUUGGCAUCAGUUGGUCAAUUCCAUUUAGCUGUUUUUACAACUUGACUUGGCGUAGAUUAUUAUAAUUUUUUAAUUUUAUUAAUCCAAGUUUAUUAAAUCAAUAUCACAGUUAUAGAAAGUUUACACGUGAUAAACGUAUACGUUCUCAAUCGUGUAUAUCGAACACGGACUCAGUUUGCCGCUCAAAUUAUCUGUAUUAACUGUAAAUUAAAACGUUCCUAGCGUUUGAUUUUUAAUUAUUUGAUUUGAUUUUUUUAUUAAACUGAACCAGUGAAGUAUUCUGUGAAUUCUUUAUUAAUUUUUUGCAACAUCAAAAACUAUUCAAACGAUGAGAAGUAGUGUUUGUGAAUCUCAUGAAGUUAGUUCUAUUUGCUCAAUAUUUUCUGAAUGCUGAAGAAACAUCAUAAGGGAAUCUGUUAUAAUAUUCUAUACAAACGCCUACUUGUUUAUUAAGAUCAAUAGUUGUAGAGAUGUUAAUAAUUUAAGGGGUUGUAACUCCACUAUAAAUGGUAUGUAAAUUCGGUUUACGGACGAUAAUUAAACGUGACUACGUCAAAUGAUUGCAUACUUGUCUUCAAGUGAAAGAGAAAUAGAUACCCCAAAAGCGUACAAUGAGCGUAACUGGACAAUGUACGUAACGGGACAAUGAGCGUAACUGGACAAUGAUUUAUGCCUUUUCGUGUGCUCAACCGGCGUUCAUCGAUUUAUUAGACGUUGUCACGUCAAAAAUACUUAUUCAAAAUCUAUUAAUUUCUACGCCAAGUUGGGUUUCAACAUUCGUGACGUCUUCGAAUUUAUUUGUGCUCAAAUAUCAUGUAGCAUUAAGCACCGAUAAAACCAAUCGUAAUAUCAACGAAUUGUAACAUUUGUAGAGCAAAAUGUAAGCUUAUUUUUAUGUUACGUUAGAUUGAUGUGUCGUUGUUAUUACGAAUGGUUAUUUUUAAUUCGCUCCUAAAACGAGGUGAAAAUAGGUUCACCGAGUUUAAGAUCUUGAUUUUGAAAUCUCACAAUGUAUGCCUAAAAUCGCUACAUAACGGAUUCUUCGUUCUCUAAGCUAAAAUUCCGUUAUGCCGUUGGUUCUUGACUGUUUAAUCUCAAUUUCCAUGACUGUUUGACUUGAAGUAAAACCCGCUUAUAUCCCAAAAUCCAAGCGUUACUAAUCUUUUGGGUUUUAGAAACGCAAUAUGUUUGUAUUUGUAGUUCAGUCAGUUUUGACAGCUCGAUCUUUCAAUAAUUAAGUUUCUGACGCGUUUUUUAAUCCAAUGGUAUAAUAUUGCAUGUUUAUUUCUGUAGAGAAAUCAAAAGUAGUUUGCAGACCAAUUCCAUUUUACUCAGUCAAAAUGGCGUCUUUAACGGAAACGAUUAAUCGGGUUUUAGUUUAUUCGUAUAUCUUUUGAGUAAUGAAAUAAAAAUCUCAUCUUUAAGUGACUGAUUUGUACCCUAUACAAGGUAUUUGGUUGUAUUAAUAUUUCAAUUAAAUAUAACUUAUUUAAUGGAUUUAAAUGUACAUUACAAAUUGACUUUAAAUAAUUCCAUAAAAAUUGCACUUACUGAAAUAUCUUUUCUCUCUUUCAAACACAAUGUGUACGCGGUGUUGAAAAGAGACAAAUGAAUACUUUAGUUGAAGUGCAGUUGGACUAUGCCCUACGUAUAACUGGGUUAAUCUUUCAUUGUAAAGGGACCUGAUUUUGUGAUUGUCUGGUAUAUAAUAUACUCCGAAAAUUUUCAUUUAAUUCAGAGUGCCAAAUGCGAUAACAAUUUUUUAUAAGUGUCUGUGGUUGUGUAAGUUGCUACGCAUAUCAAAUGCUUGAAUUAAGUUUUAAAUGUUUUAUAUAUUUUUAUUUAGGUAAAUAGAGUAUAGUAGUUGUUCAUUAAGAAUUAACAGUGAGAACAUUUAUUUUAUUAGAAAACAAAUAACAGGUCACCAAACUACAUGUAUUUAAACGUAGUUUUAUAUAUAAGCAAACAUAUACGAGAUACAUUUAUAUUUCAAAUCUAAAGGUUUAAUUUUAGAGACGGAAAUAUUAUCGAAUAUAUAUUGAAAAAAGCGCCAUCUUUUGUGAACUACCGUAAACUUAUAACAAUCAAGGAAUUAAAAUCACAAUUUUGAAUUUAAAAAAAAAUACCUUCCGAGUACAUGUUUUAUAAGUUAUAAAUCGUAAAAAAUAUAGAGGUGCUUAAGUUAUCUAUCAAAGUAAUUAACUCUAAUUCCGAUAGAUGGCGCUCUACAGGUUUUUUAAACUCUUGAGUUGCCUUUGAAAAAUCUUCAUAGUUUCAUUAUAAAUUUCUAUUCAACACUCUUGUAUAUACAGCUUUUUGGAUACUUCUACCCUCAGUUUUACCGGAUUAAUUCGCGAGUUGCGUAAUUUAAAACGUAACAAUGUUUUGCUAAUGCAAGACUGAUAAAUGUUUUGUUGGCUUACAAUAAGACAAAAUAUACGCACUCAUCCAAUGCUGUUUCCAUUUUAAAAUAUUAAAGUAUAUAUUAGCACGCAAUAUUUAAAAGAUAAUUAAAAGUAUCAGGUCCUUUGCGUGCCUUUGAAUUGUUUUGAAACGGAAUAACCACGAAAUUGGCCCUAAAAGACUGUGUUCAUUAUGUGUUUUGAUGUAUUUACAAAAUACAAGGAGACUGAUGUCUGUUAAUUCGUAGCGAGGUAGCGAAAUUAACAUUUAAUAUUAUAACUAUGCGUAUUGAUAAUUCGAUAUUUCAUACAUUCGUUUUAUUUUU